AUGUUAGAUACUAUUUUGGUUCUUGAACUAUUAGAAAAAGCCACUAUACAUCUUUCUGCAUUAUCAUAUCCAACUUUGGGUGAUAUUUGGUUUAUCUUUGAAGGAAUUUAUAUACACCUAGAAAAUUUUAAUAAAAAAGAUAAUUUUACACAAUGCGAAUUAGCUGAGUCAACAUUACAAAAACUUUCCGAAUAUCAAGACAUAAUAGAUCAAUCUUUGAUUACUUCAGCAGUCUUAGACCCUCGCAUUAAGCUUUCAAUUUUUUUAACUCAAUUAAUACAAAAUGCACAUAACCAAAUUAAAACUGUUUUUGAAGAAUAUUUAAAUAAUUCACUUAAUACAACUACAUUACCUACUAAUAAGCUGAGUUCUAAUAUUAGCAAUACUCGACAAUACUUUUAA
Messenger RNA from Dentiscutata erythropus, 402 nucleotides. The record is from the annotation of a GenBank genome assembly. Lineage: Eukaryota; Fungi; Glomeromycota; Glomeromycetes; Diversisporales; Gigasporaceae.